AUGGCCUACGAGGAUGGUGUUAACGACAUAGUCGGCGAAAAUCAUCGUGACAGCCCGGAUGGUGUUAACGACAUCGUCGGCGGAAAUCAUCAUGAUAGUCCGGAUGGUGUUAAGGACAUUGUCGGUGGAAAUCAUCAUGAUAGUCCGGAUGGUGUUAACGACAUCGUCGGUGGAUAUCAUCAUGAUAGUCCGGAUGGUGUUAACGACAUCGUCGGCGGAAAUCAUCAUGAUAGUCCGGAUGGUGUUAACGACAUAGUCGGCGAAAAUCAUCAUGAUAGUCCGGAUGGUGUUAACGACAUCGUCGGCGGAAAUCAUCAUGAUAGUCCGGAUGGUGUUAAGGACAUCGUCGGCGGAAAUCAUCAUGAUAGUCCGGAUGGUGUUAAGGACAUUGUCGGUGGAAAUCAUCAUGAUAGUCCGGAUGGUGUUAACGACAUCGUCGGUGGAAAUCAUCAUGAUAGUCCGGAUGGUGUUAACGACAUCGUCGGUGGAAAUCAUCAUGAUAGUCCGGAUGGUGUUGAAGAUACCGUCAGUGGAAAUCAUCAUGAUAGUCCGGAUGGUGUUAACGAUAUCGUCGGUGGAAAUCAUCAUGAUAGUCCGGAUGGUGUUGAAGAUACCGUCAGUGGAAAUCAUCAUGAUAGUCCGGAUGGUGUUAACGAUAUCGUCGGUGGAAAUCAUCAUGAUAGUCCGGAUGGUGUUAACGACAUCGUCGGUGGAAAUCAUCAUGAUAGUCCGGAUGGUGUUAAGGACAUCGUCGGUGGAAAUCAUCAUGAUAGUCCGGAUGGUGUUAACGACAUCGUCGGUGGAAAUCAUCAUGAUAGUCCGGAUGGUGUUAACGACAUCGUCGGUGGAAAUCAUCAUGAUAGUCCGGAUGGUGUUAACGACAUCGUCGGUGGAAAUCAUCAUGAUAGUCCGGAUGGUGUCAAUGACAUCGUCGGUGGAAAUCAUCAUGAUAGUCCGGAUGGUGUCAAUGACAUCGUCGGUGGAAAUCAUCAUGGUAGUCCGGAUGGUGUUAACGACAUCGUCGGUGAAAGUAAUCAUGACUGUCGGGAUGGUGUUAACGUCAUCGUCGGCGGAAAGCAUCAUGAUUGUCGGGAUGGUGUUAACGACAUCGUCGGUGGAAGUCAUCGUGAUUGUCGGGAUGGUGUCAACGACAUCGGCGGCGGAAAUCAUCAUGAUAGUCCGGAUGGUGUUAACGUCAUCGUCGACGGAAAUCAUCAUGAUAGUCCGGAUUAUGUUAACGACAUCGUCGGCAGAAGUCAUCAUGAAAACGAGGAUAUGAAUAUCGUUGGCAGAAACGACGAAAUAACCAGAAAUAAUAAUGUUAAUCCCGACGAGCGGGUGUACGUUGUAGUGAAUGGGCACAACCGUGAAAAUAUUCAAAAUUUAAACGGCGACAUCGACAAUCCUAUUAUCGACCCGGACAACCCUGUUAUCCAUGUUGACGAUGAUAUUAUCGUAAUCGACGACCACGCCAUUAUUGACUUCAACAACCUUGUUAUCGAUGUUGACAACUACGAUGUUGACAACUACAAUGUUAUCGAUGUUGACAACUACCCUGUUAUCGAUGUUGACUACUACCCUGUUAUCGACGUAGACUACUACCCUGUUAUCGAUGUUGACGACUACCUUUUUUUCGAUGAUGUCAACUACCCUGUAGUCGAUUUUAACGACGACUUUAUCGACCUUGACGACAUUGAAGACGAAGACCGUCCUGCUAUCGAAGGUGACAAUUACCCUGCUUUUGACCAACCUCUUAACGACAUGCGAGGAAAUAUUGUUAUCGACGUUGACGGUGAGCAUGACGUUGAAGACAUACUUCCUGCCCUACGUGCCCUUCGUUUCAACGGUUCAGCGGUUCGGGUGUCCCGUUCGGGG
This is a messenger RNA of Iphiclides podalirius (scarce swallowtail), 1875 nucleotides long. Lineage: Eukaryota; Metazoa; Arthropoda; Insecta; Lepidoptera; Papilionidae. The record is from the annotation of a GenBank genome assembly.